GGCUGCAGCCUCUCUGCCGUAGGUCUCAGAGCUUACUCUGGCUGUGCCGAGAUGGGGCUGCCUGGGCCAGGGCUGUGGCUGAAGAGGCUCUGGGUGCUCUUGGAGGUGGCUGUGCAUGUGGCUGUGGGCAAACUGCUUCUGACAUUGUUUCCAGACAGAGUCAAGAAGAACAUACUAGCCAUGGGCGACAAGACGGGUAUGACCAGGAACCCAAACUUCAGCCACGACAACUGGAUCCCGACCUUUUUCAGCACCCAGUAUUUCUGGUUCGUCCUGAAGGUCCGUUGGCAGCGACUAGAGGACACAGCUGAGCUAGGGGGUCUGGCCCCAAACUGCCCAGUGGUCCACCUCUCAGGACAGAGGUGCAACAUUUGGGACUUUAUGCAAGGCAACAGGCCCCUGGUGCUGAAUUUUGGAAGUUGUACCUGACCUUCAUUUAUGUUCAAAUUUGACCAAUUCAAGAGACUUACUGAAGACUUUAGUUCUGUAGCAGAUUUUCUCAUCAUUUACAUUGAAGAAGCACAUGCAUCAGAUGGCUGGGCUUUUAAGAACAACGUGGACAUCAGGAAUCACCAGAACCUUCAGGACCGCCUGCAGGCAGCCCAUCUGCUGCUGGCCAGGAGCCCCCAGUGCCCUGUGGUGGUGGACACGAUGCAGAACCAGAGCAGCGAGCUCUACGCAGCACUGCCGGAAAGGCUCUACAUAAUCCAGGAGGGCAGGAUCCUCUACAAGAUAAAGAUCAAGCUGACCCUACUUAUUCAGAUGAAACAAGUGAAAACUUGUAGGGUAAAUCCGGCCCUUGGAACUACAAUCCAGAGGAAGUUCGUGAUGUUCUGGAAAAACUCCACAGUUAAUCUGGACGAUACCUCAAUUCUAGGUGACCAACAGGAGGGCUUCUCAAGGCUUGCCUCUCCCUGAGACCCAGCUGGCUUUUACCUUCGACCUGUGUCCCUAGCUGAAUCACUAGCUCAGAUUUUUCUAACCUAAGCAAACAACUCCCAGCUGCAGAAUACAGGUCACAGCACCCAAUCAGGACAAACUGUUAUCAUCAGAAGAUGACGCAACACUCGAGCUGUUCAGGCCAGUUUCCUGUUGAGGAAAGUACAGCUUCACACUGCUCCCACCGUGGAGACCACAUUCAUUGCACACUGUCUUUGAGAGAGCAGUUGCACUCCACAGGCACACUUCUAAGGUACGGUGUCUCUCUCCAGCCACUCUGAUACCACGUAAUUCAAGCUGGCAUUCCUUCUACUAGGGAAAUUCAUUUUAUCCAGUUUGCAUUUAUGGAAUUGAUCACUUAAGACACUAAAUUGGUUUUUAGAACCAAGUAUGGGAAGAAUUCCAGUUGUCAGAAAGAGAUGAGGAGUUGGAAGAGGGGGGAUUAGAAACAGGAGGAGGCAGUCAUCCUCUCCUUGCCAAAAGAUUUAAACCUGUCUAUGCUGGUGGUGAUGAUGGGUAGGUUUCCAUGGUAACGCAUCUCUAAUUUUACCAGGGAAGAGAAGAGGAGAGUACUCGCUUUACCAUCUUCAAAUAUAUUUUAUAGAAAUCUAGCUCUCUGUACCCUGAAAUCUUCCACUAGCCUCACUUUUCAACAGAUUCACCUAUAAGGGAGGGUUGGCUUCCCAAAAGCAUAACCUUGACCAAACCAAACAACAGGCACCAGCAAUGCUGGCAUUCAGUUACGCAGAAGCUCCUACGUGAAAUUCUGUUUGUCCGAUUUCUUCGCAAGUCUCUUAAUGGUCAUUUGUGUUAGAUUACAUCAAACUAAUGGAUAACCAUUGUUAUUCAUCUGUUUUAACUCUGUGUCUUUACAUAUUUGUUUAUGAUGGCCACAGCCUAAAGUAUACACGGCUGUGACUUGAUUCAAAAGAAAAUGUUAUAAGAUGCAGCAAGCUAAUAACAGAAUGAUUAAAACAUAUCAGGCUAUUUUG
Sapajus apella (tufted capuchin) is the source of this 1931-nucleotide messenger RNA. It is a transcript of the gene DIO1, whose product is annotated as iodothyronine deiodinase 1. Gene Ontology annotation, molecular function: thyroxine 5'-deiodinase activity. The record is from RefSeq and is a predicted model, not a curated record. The transcript is spliced from 5 exons. NCBI's taxonomy places the organism in Eukaryota, Metazoa, Chordata, Mammalia, Primates, Cebidae.